CCGGUGUCUUCGAGGAGGUGGAACUUGAGAGCCAGGAGGCGGUGUAACGAUGUAAUGGGAGUGUACAUGUAUCACUUUCACUGCACCAGCCCACACACGACCCGUGCGUUAUAUGCAGGAGCGCAACUAUCGUUGGGGGUAUGUAGCAGCGUUAUGCAAUGCAUAGGGGCCCAGUCGGUCACAAGGGGGGCCCGAAUGAACAGAUUAACAAGUAACAAAAUGUUAAGAAAAUGUAUUACGAAACAAAGUAUUCAUUAAAUAUAACAUGCGGUCUACCUUGGACCAAGCCCGACUAACGGAUCUGGCUAUCGUAUCAAUAGAGCAGCAAAAAGUUGCGCGAUCCACCCCCUUUGAGGUAACUCAAGAGCGAUGGGGCCGGCAUGAAAGCAAGACGCACGAUAACUUCAUUGUUCUGGACCCACACUACGGGAUGUACGUGUGGCCCUGUUCCGUCGUGCUUGCGCAGUUCGUGUGGCACAACAGGGCACUUGUCAGAGACCAGCUCGUGCUCGAGCUCGGGGCUGGCACGGCAUUACCGGGCAUCGUGGCUGCCAGGUGUGGUGCCACUGUCACUCUGUCCGACCUGCCCCGGUGCCUUCCCAGUUGCGCUCACAGCUGUCGGGUCAACGGCCUCGAUGGCUCCGUGCCAGUCUUGGGUCUGCGCUGGGGCCUAGUGACCCCCUCGCUCGUCACAAUGCCGCCCCUGGACAUUAUCCUCGGUUCCGAUAUCCUCUACGAGCCACGUGAUUUUGAAGCUGUGCUGGUGACCGUGUCUUACCUUCUCAACAAGAACCCCCACGGACAGUUCUGGACCACCUACCAGGAGCGCAGCGCGGAGUGGAGUCUGGAACCCCUGCUCCUCAAAUGGGGCUUCUGCUGCCGCUUGGUUGAGCUGGCCGCCUUCCGCGGCGACUCGCCCACCCUGGCCGGGUCGUCGCUGCCUGGAGACCACACGGUGCACAUGUUCAUCAUCACGCGUGUCAUCACACACGAUACCACCCAGCGGGACUUAGCGUGGAGUUCCAACCAGCGGUAAUUAAAUCGUGGGGUUUGUUUCCCUAUCACAGUCCGUUAUGCUAUAAACGCGUAGUUUUCAUAACGUGAAUUGGAUAUACUGUAUAUAUAAAACACAAUGUAUUGGAUAACGCAUUUUUUUAUAACACGGACGUGAAUUGGAUAUAACGCGGCUGACUGAACAGAACUACGUCACACGGGUAGGAAUAAGCGGUUGUACGGGUACAUGAGGCAUUGGGAUGCUGCUGGAUGCUUCUAGAUGCUACACACGUGCACCCUCAGUCUUCGUUCAGCCUGUGUAGGCAUCUCACGUGUUAUUGCGGACUGAGCUUUACCAUGAUCGUUUCAAGGAGCCAUUUUAUCUUCUUGUGGUAAGUGUUAAAACAAGUUCAUAAGUUUAUUUACAGCUCAUAAUUGUUUCUAAUGGUAAAAAAAAAAGAUUGUAUCAUUAAAAACUACUAAGCAAGCCGUUUCACGCCCUUCAUAAUUUUCUCUCUUCACCCUCCUCCAUAGUGACUAACACCGUAGUGUGCAUUUUUCACUAAUUUUCAUGUUUUUAUUCAAUUAACGAAUAAUAUCAAACUAAAACACAGAAAUUAUAAAAGAACACGUACAAAAUAACAACAUUGACUAAUUAUUGUGAAAAGUCAGUCAUGUUGGUGUUUUAGAAACCUGCUACCCCCUAACCCCUUAAUUCCCAUUGACUCAAUGGUUGUUAUGUGAUUUUUCCAAACCGCGGUGUUCUUGAGGAACGCAACUACGAGGCCUCGGCAAGGUAAGGUAAAAGUUAAAAUGUAAAAAAACAAGCCUAACUUUACCUUACCUUUUACCUUACCACAAUACAAUCACUCUACCCUUCCUUUUACCCUUUAGCAGGUAAGGUAAAAUGUAAAAGAUAGAAAGCAACGAGCCUACCCUUACCCCAUACAAAUUACCCGAUUACAGGGUAAUUACUGGGGUACUACUACACAUGCAAAAGGUUUUUAAUGGUAAAUGCUAGGCAGAGCACUUUAUUUAUAGAGAAUACUCUCCAUGAUUCUAAUUUUACACGCUUUUAACUCACUUUGUUGUUGUUGUCGUAUCCUCAAAUCUUGUAACUCAAUUUAAACCCACUUCCCAAUGUGGUAUCGACUUCAAACUUGGUAUACUUAUGUCAUACUGAUGACAACACUAUAUUCUAUCAUUAAAAAUAUAUAUUUUUAAACAUUAUUUUGUAUAUGUUAUGUUUCGGCUUGGGUCUAAUUGUCCACGCUCAACUGAUGUUGGCUGUAAUUGGCCACGGUCCCUUACGUUAUGGCAAGCUUCGGGGCCAUUCCUGGAGUCGUGGAGUUCUGCCAUUACUAGUGCAUUUCAUUAAAGCGUGUUUUUAAAACAGUGUUUUUCUUUAUAUUACUUAUUAAAUGGAGGCCACGGACUGCCCCACGGAGCUUUUAGCGGUAAACAAGGUACCAUAUUUACCGAGUAAUACUUCGCGCUAACUUUACCUUACCGGGUAAUUCUUCCGAGCUACCUUUACCCUACCCUUUACCUUACCUCUUGGCAUUUCGACACCUUUACCCUUUGCCUUUACCCUUUUACCCGGUAAAAAGGGUAAAUUACCUUACCUUGCCGAGGCCUAGCAACUACCGCGGUUUUCAUAGUGAUACAGUAGGUAGACUACACAGUGACGCAGCGUGUAGACUACACAAUUGCAUUGUAUAGACUAUAUACAUUACACAUGUUAUACAUAAUAUUCUAUUGCAUUUACUAUUUAAUUUAAUUACACAUCCAUCACAGAUAUAUCAUUUUUAAACCAGCCAACCUGUAGAAGACACAGUGACACAGUGGGUAAACGACACAGUGAUACUGUGAAACCAAAUACCCUCCAGAGCAGCGGUAGGACACAACGGACCAUCCCUGGAGCCCCUCGUCGUGAUGACCCUGGUCUCAGUGUGCCUCCAGGGCAAUGCAUGGGGUCAUGAUGAGUGCACAACAACCGCCAUUCACUACUAAGUGGCGGUGACGUCACCACGGCGCUUGUGCCAGGCUAUGUGCAUGUUGAGGCCACGUGAAGUGUCGAACGCCCGUUGGCAGGAGGUCAUGGGGCAGACCCAGGUGCCACGGGUUGACUGACUGAGAUGACUGCCCAAUGCGCCACCUGUGCCUUACUGUGCCAACUUGCUGUUUUUUAUCCACCCGGCACUCCGCUCGUUGUGAGCUCGCUCCUCUGCCCUCCGUUGUUGUUGGAGGGCGACUGCCUCCAACUGUCCAGUAGAAUCCUUCACAAGCCUCCUCCACAGAGGCUGAUCUUGACACUGCUGGUACCAAUCAUUGCAAAGUCCACUCAGCUCCACGUCCUCCUGUACCACAUCACUCCAUCUGUUCUCCAGCCCGUGCUAUGCCCAUUUAGCCCCCUCUAUCCGGCCGAACAAAAGCUGUCUAGGCAUGCGGUGGCUGGGCAUGUGGGCUACAUGACCCAGCCAACGCAGCCUUCCCUGGCAGAGGAGCUUACCGAUGGGACUUUGUCGAGAUCUUUCAAGGAUUUGUGAGCUCCUCACACAAUCCAGCCUGGUUAAACCCAGGAUGGAUAAUAGGCAGGCUCGCCUAAAUGUUUCUAACUGGCGAAGAUAUUCCAUUAGGGGGGUCCACGUUUCGCAAGCGUAGAGAAGGGAGGGCAUGACUGUGGCCGAGAAGACCUGAAGCUUUGUGUAGAGAUACAGACCAGGUAGCUUCCACACAGCAUUACGCAACCAAUGAAAAGAUAAUGCCGCUCGACUGAUUCAGAGUGAGACCUCUGCUGUCAAACCAGAGCCGCUCAUGAGCACACUGCCCAGGUAUGGGAAGCUCUCCAUCACCAAUUGGGAGUUGUGGGGGUGGAGUGUCGAUGGUGCAAAAUACCCAGGCAGGUGCUUAGUUUUGGUGGGGUUGAUGGUAAGGCCUCACCUUUUAGUGGCACGCUUCAGGUUCAGCAGAAGCGCCUCCAAUUUCUCCUCUGAGUGAGCAGCAAUUACCAGAUCAUCUGUAUACAUAACAUGGUUGACCAAUAGGGAGCCAUCCCCUGACUGCACCCGGGCAUCGAUCAGCCUCCCAUUGUAUCUGUACCAUAUGUAAAUUCUUCCGGUACAGCAAUCUAAGGCUUUACGAACUACGUGGGCAAAAUAGAUGUUCAGUAAUGUUGGAGCCAGAGGACAUCCCUGUCGCACCCCACGGUGAAUGGCCCGCUCACCAUUAUGAAGGUCCUUAAUGAUCGUGAGCAGAGAUUCAGGGACUCCGAAAGCAUGAAGAACAACCCAGAGCCCAGGCCUACUGAUGGUAUCAUAGGUCUUAAGCAGGUCAAUAAAGCAGAGAUGUAGGUCUUGUUGGAAUUCCCUACACCUCUGCUCGAGCAGACGGACAGAAAUAUAGCAUCUGUGCAAGAAAGGGCGAGCACCUGUGGUGCCACGACCGUGGAGCAACUCCGCAAGUGCCGCGAUUUUCCACUACCCCCCACCCUGAGCACAUGCAGAACAUGCACCCAUGUAGUGUCCUGGCGGGGGAUUGCCUGGCACAUCGGGUUUUAAUCUGAAGGGCCCCUAGAGGGAAAGUCCUACGGUUUCCCAGUGGCAGGAGGUUACAUUCUGAUGCCCCUAAAAUUGGUUUAAAAUUGUAUGGGCGCAGAAAGAAAAGGUUCACUGGACCAACCGCAAUGAGUUACUCACAACAUUGGGGGGAGGACGGAGGGCGGAAUAUUAAGAAAAGUGCAAGCGCCCUUCCAGACAAUGGGCAACGAGGGACAAUGGGUGGCCAGCGACCGUCUCCAUGGACUAGAGGAAGGACGCGGUAACAGGGGGACGGUAACCACAGAUAAGCGCACGAUGGGCCGCGCGGUACAAUGGCACCCUGGGCCUUUAAAGUUAAGGGAAUAAAAAGAGUAGCCUGGGACGAUUUUGGCUCUCUCUUUGGCUCGUCCUUCUCUCUCCGACUCUCACAGCGUCUGUGCGACGCUGUGAGUACAGCUUCGAGGUACGUGAUAGGACGUGUGAAUGACUAGGUACGUAGGCAGAGUUAGGCUAGGCUCUUCUCGCAAAAUAUUCCCCCCGGGUAGUGUGUAAUUUCGCCGUGAAUAAACGUUAGCACAGAUUAUCGGUGCAGUGUGAUUUGUGUGUGUGUGUGUGGAGCAGCUGCGUGGGCGGGUGAGCAGCGAGGGCAGAGCCACAGCACGCGCGCUCGUUAUAUCACCAGCAUGUGCGUGCGUGUUCACGCCGCUGCUGUAGCAUUAGUCAUUGUGUGGACGCGGUGUGGGAUACAACCGCCCACCGACGCGCAUGUGUUCGUGCAGCCGCUUUAGCGGUAGUCUUUGUGCGUGAGCGGAUUAGGGUUUAACCACCCGGAGGCGUGCACAUAUUUGUGCAGCCGCUUUAGCGCCAGCCUUUGUGUGCAAGCGUAUGAGCCUAUAACUACCCGCAGACGUUCGCGCAGCCGUUCAGUGUCAGGCUUAGUGCGGUGCGCUGCAUUAUUGUAAGUAGCGUGGGCACACGUGCGGAGAGGAGAGCGCUACAGGCGGGGGUGCGGUCGUAUCGCGGCGCGCCGCAUCGGCGUGAGUGAUGGUGUGCGCAGGAGAGCGAGUGUAGAGCCGCAGCACAAGCGCUCGUUAAAAUAACCGCCCGCAGAAGCGCGCAAGUUCGCGCCGCCACUAUAGCGCUAGUUGUGGUACGUGCGCAUAUUAAAAUAUAAGCGCCAGCAGGGGCAAGUGCGUCCAUGCAGCCGCCUUCGCAUUAGUGAUGGUGUACGGGGACGUGUAUGGAGUAACCCCGUGUGGUUGUGAGCCAGCGCUGUAGCCAUGUCCCUCAGAGCGCCAGCGCGGGGAGGCCGAUCACCUGGUUGGCGGGGGCCCGGCGGGAGCCAAUCGACGCAGUGGAAGAGGGAGUGGAAGGGGCGUAUGUCACGCCCCACCUGCCCAGCGAGGGUGUCAGAGGUGGUAUGACUCCCCACACCUCCAAGGGAGAGAAGCGCCCCACCCCAAGCGAAAAUAAGUGUUCACCGAGCAGGGAAUUCCAUCAUGGAAAUCGUUUGGAUGGGCGGGCAGCCGACUUUGUGGAAGCGCUACCCACAAGCACGCAAGCGCAUUGGGGAGAGUUAAUGCACCGCCCUCGGCCAACGCUUCGGUGCGUGCUACCAGGAAGAGGCAAAGGCAGCAUUAAAUGCGUGAGAAAGUUCAGCAGUAUCUGAUUAGCACGAUGGUGGCAGCCAGAUGCGAACUGCCCGUAUCCCCUAUUUAACACCCUUGUCGAGCGCGCGCACGUGUGGGAAAGAUUUGCUCGUGAGCGUGCACAUGUCUGAGGGCUGGGAUGGGAGCACACCAUGGCAAGCCGUCUUCCAGAGGAAGAGGAGGAGGAGCUCCCCAGGACGGUGAGGAGGGGGCCAAGAAAGCCCCUGAGACCUAGUGAGUCCACCCCGGGAUGGGUGGCAGGCUUACAAACUGGCCUAGGAGAUAUAGCCGAGCAGGUGACCCAAGUACACGGAAAUAUCGACAAGCUGCAGUCCACAAUGGAGGUGGUCCAGUCCGAGGUGGGAGGACUACGCUCCACGGUAGGGGGGAUAACCGGGUGAAUGUCUCAAUUAGAGGCAGAGCUCGAACAAAUGCGCACUGGGAAGGGGAAGGGGGAGUGAGCAAGGGGCCUCUUAUGGAGCCACCACCCUUCCCUGCGCGUGCUAUAUAUGCGACCAACGGGGGCAUCUCGUGAGAGACUGUCCCCAGAUCGCCCGCGCUAGAAAAGCACCAUGGUUUAAACACCAAGGCCUCCCUAGAGAGGGGAUCACCGAGGCGUACAAUUAACAUGGUCCCAACACAAACUGUAAUGUUAAUGGCGAGCGAGUGACCCCUACGCAGAUGCCGGCAACAACACCCAAGAACGCGGUGACUUCGGGCGACUCGCUAUGGGAGCUGGUGGCAGGAAUCACGGGGGCCACGUCACUGGUGGAAGGGCAGGUGAACAGGCAGCGUAUCCGGAUUCUGCUGGACAUGGGGGCGGUAGCCUCACUCGUGAGCACAACACACUGCAGCAUGGUCGGGCUUGACGUGGGCCACCUACAGGCCCCGGAUCGCGCGCUGCACACUGCAAGUGGAGCUGGGAUGGGACUGCUGGGGAGGGUCACUCUUGAGGCCCGUCUCGGACACCAGGUGUGUGUCCAGGAGUUCUAUGUGUUGAGCGUGUUAUGCCACGAGUGUAUUGCAGGUACCGACCUCCUGGAAAAGUUGAGACUCAACGUACACACCCGCCAGCGAUGCGCCACCGUGGAGGGCAGCGGGGAGCAGAUUCUGUCCUUUGGACAGGAGCUGAGUCGCCCCCACUUCGAGCCCGUGGCCUCUAUCCUGGCGUCGGCCGUCACCUUUGGCCACCUCGUAGAGAUGCUGUUGCCGAUAGUAACGCCCCCCACCGGCCCCUGUCACUGACGAUCGGGAGAGGUAAUGUUGACUCCUCACCUGGAGUUGGCGACACGGUAUGGGGUUGUAGGGUCGGCCACGUUGGUAAACACUGAUGGGGGCCGGCUAUUUCUGCGAGUUUUUAACCUCCACAGUACCCCAGCAAUGCUGUGACGGUGCACCACGCUAGAGUGGCGAGCGUGCAGGGGUUACACACAUCUAUGGGACAGACCCCAUUCCUAAUGGUCGUGAGUCUCGCCUACCAGCAGACCUGUUGUUCGGCGUUCCUCCGCCACAACCGGAGGAAGGGGAGCCAGCGUGUGGUACACCUGAUGGGGACCUUGCAAGGGGCCCAUGUCACGCGCCCGCCCCCGUAUGGAGACCCCCUUCUACUCGGCGGGCUCAAAAGUAUGGCUGCACACCCCACGUUUUGGAGUGGAGAGGGCGGACGUCACGCCCCACCUACCCAGCGAGGGCGGUGGGGUGGACGUCGGGCCUUACACACCAUGUCAUGUUUAACACAUAGUAGUAGGGUUUUCACGACCAAUAUCCGCAAUAGAAGUUUUUUUUGGGUUAGAUCAUGCAUAUAUAAAUCUUGUCAUUAAACCUGCCACCACCACCCGACACAGCCAUUCGUCAAUGGUUUGUCACAUAAACCAGACAUGUCAAUUUGUUUAUAGAUCGGCACUAACCGGUGUGUUGGAGAGUAAACCUACAGUUUUCUAAAAUAUAACACUUUUUUAGUUUACCAGGUAAGGCCCACCAAGCUAUAUAGCUCUUUAUCAGAAGUGAUUUUGCCACAAACGAUAACUCAACGAAGUGGCUUAUGUGAACAUUUCUAUCAGCCAAAUACUUUAAACGCAUGUUUCUAAAUGUGGAGGGAAACACCAGAGGACCCAGAGAAAAAUCUACGCGGCCACUGGGAAAGAAAGGCAUGCAAACUCCAAAUAUACAGCAGGCGUCAGGGUGGGGAUCGAAGCGACGACUUCCUGCAUACCAGGCGACGUAGUUAACAUCUCCUUGUCACCAUGACGCCAACGGGUAGGUAGUUGCGCAGAUGUCCCACACGGUGACUUACGCCUACCACCGUGCCAUCUUGUACGUUCACACGAGGCGAUCGGAGCAUUCGUUUUGCUGACACUCCACCAGUUCCGGACUUUCGUAACUCGUGACCGGUUUUCAAAUCGGUUACCGGUUUGGUGGUUGUCGUUUAACAAACCAUGUUUAAAAAUCGCAGCUGACCUUUUCUUCAUUAAAACCCAGACCAGGUUGGCUGGUUUAAAAAAAUUAUAUCUGUGAUGGAUAUGUAAUUAAAUUAAUUAAUAAAUGCAAGAAUAUUAUGUGUAACAUGUGUAAUGUAUAUAGUCUACACAAUGUAAUUGUGUAGUCUACAUGCUGUGUCAUUGUGUAGUCUACACAAUGUCACUGUGUAGUCUACAUGCUGUGUCAAUGUGUAGUCUACACGAUGUGUUAGUGUGUAGUGUACACGCUGUGUCACUGUAGUCUACACGAUGUGUCUGUGUAGUCUACACGAUGUCACUAUGUAGUCUACACAAUGUCACUGUAUAGUCUUUACGCUGUCAUUGUGUAGUCAACAUGCUGUCACUGUAUCGUCUACACGCUGUGACUGUAGUCUGUAUGGUGUGUAGCUGUGUCGUGCGCGCUCUGUAACCGUGUCUGCAGUUAAUACGCAUUGCUAAAAUCAUACUCAUUCUCAUUGUAUGCGGUAAUUACCCAUGUUAUAAAGCAUAGGCCUGAGACACCAUUUCGUACCAUUUAGAAUGUUUUUUGCGUUAAUUAAGCUCUGGGUUUGGUACAGGUUGGGUGGUCAGGGAAAUGUUGAAUUUGAAAACGCAUCACGUUACUUAAUAUUAACACAAUAAUUACACUGGUCAACACACUUUUUCUGGCAUAAGGUAUUCCAACGGUUUUAAGGUAAUUUUGGGGUGCCGAUUCCAAAUCUGGUUUUUGAGAUAUCAAAUAUUGCAUUUUCAAUAAAAAACUGCAGAAGAAAAAUAUUAAAUAAAUGUGGAUAUCUACAUAAAAUUAUAUUAUAAACACACUAUCCUAAAAAUACAGCACCAUAUUUUAACACUAAAGCAGUCACUGACUCGCAACAAUUUGCAAUCAUAAGUGACAGAGUUAAUUUUGGUUAAAAUCAAUGAAAAUGGGGUAUGCCGAUAGCAUAAAAAUGAGAUGUGAUAGAGCAAAUCUGAGAUCAGAUUUGGAAUCAGCACCCUGAAAUUAGUCUAAAACAGCUGCAAAAGUCCAGGCCAGUGUUAUUAGGUAGUGGUUAUUUUGUGUUAUCCAUUACAGUAUUAUGGUCGCUUUGUGUGGUGGAUUUGUGCCAGAAGGGCGCCACGUGUUAAACAAAAAUAAAUCGACUUGGCUUGA
Molecule: messenger RNA, 9790 nt
Organism: Lethenteron reissneri (Far Eastern brook lamprey)
Lineage: Eukaryota; Metazoa; Chordata; Hyperoartia; Petromyzontiformes; Petromyzontidae
Gene: METTL23
Product: methyltransferase 23, arginine
Cellular component (GO): cytoplasm; nucleus
Source: RefSeq, a predicted model, not a curated record